Molecule: messenger RNA, 697 nt
Organism: Cololabis saira (Pacific saury)
Lineage: Eukaryota; Metazoa; Chordata; Actinopteri; Beloniformes; Belonidae
Gene: naa30
Product: N-alpha-acetyltransferase 30, NatC catalytic subunit
Exons: 2
Coding region: 197-697 (166 amino acids)
Biological process (GO): N-terminal peptidyl-methionine acetylation
Cellular component (GO): NatC complex
Molecular function (GO): protein-N-terminal amino-acid acetyltransferase activity
Source: RefSeq, a predicted model, not a curated record
UUUGCGGCAGCAGGGAAGUCGAGGGGCGAGCGGAGACAAACGUCGCCAGCGGACACACUUUACCGCCCCGCGAAACCGGCAAAUGUGCUUGAAAUCCGGCGAGCUGCACGUCCAUUGAAUGUCCCCCCCCUCGCUUAGUCGAUGAGCUUGUGUUCCUCGAGUCCCAGGGCGUGAAUCUGCACCUUGAUGCGGCGGGAUGGCCACGGUGCCGCCCGGGCCUAGUAGCGCUGCGGCCGCGUCCCCCGUCCCCGGCGCAGGCGCCGCCUUUCCCCGGAGAGGGGGCGCCGAGCCGCCGCCGCUGCUGCAGAGGUCGGUCCGGAGGAAGCAGAGAGGCGGGCACCUGGACAUGCAGAGCCCGCAGGUGAACGGCUGCUCCGAGAACGGGGUGUCGGACUUCUCCCGGUCCGAGGACGGGUUCGGAGCAGGGAAGCAGUUCGAGCAUGCCAAGCCCCCCCGGCCGCCGGGCGGCGAGCCCCGGGACGGGGGGGAGGAGAGCCCCGCCGCCCCGGUGGAGGAGCUGGCCCAGCUCGACCUGGGCCAGGACAUCCGCUACGUCCGCUACGAGUCUGAGCUGCAGAUGCCCUGGAUCAUGAGACUCAUCACCAAGGACUUGUCUGAGCCUUAUUCCAUUUACACCUACAGGUACUUCAUCCACAACUGGCCGCAGCUCUGCUUUCUGCUGCAGUCCAACAUCUGA